Crotalus tigris (Tiger rattlesnake) is the source of this 3392-nucleotide messenger RNA. RefSeq names its product dual adaptor of phosphotyrosine and 3-phosphoinositides 1 (gene DAPP1). The transcript has 9 exons. The record is from RefSeq and is a predicted model, not a curated record. Lineage: Eukaryota; Metazoa; Chordata; Lepidosauria; Squamata; Viperidae. The coding region runs from base 476 to 1282 and encodes 268 amino acids.
UUUCUUCAUAAUAAAAUCAUAAACAUAGGAAAACCCAUUUUGGUGUCCAUAAACAGAUAAGUAGUGGUAUACAGUAGAUGUUUCCCUUUACAAUAUGGGCGCAUAACCUUCCUGACAAAUACUUGGACUACCCUGCCAGUUUAUUCUAACAGCAGUACGUGAUGCAGGACAGAAAGAGAGAUGAAACAGCCCUAGCUGCAUUCUCCAGGCAGCUUCCCCUUUUCCCUGCACUGAGCCGGAGAGGCGAGGGAGGGCACUUUGUCAAAGACAGGGAGGGACUCUUAUUUUCACUUCCUCAUUCACCCUGUUCAAGCUCUAGAGAGAAUUGCUCAUCUUAUAGGGUGUCUGUACUGUUUAUCACAAACAAGAAGAAGCUGAACCUGAAACGAAAGGAUGUUGACCUGUUUGCCAUCUCUCUUAUCUUUCUUUCUGUGGCCUGUGGUACUUUGAAAAGGAGCUGCAACAACUGUGGUGGAUGGGCAUAGUGGAGAUGGAAGACAGAAGGAGGAUGAGCUACCGGCACGUUCAUGGCCAAGUAGAAGAGGAGCUCCAGAACUUAGAGUGGUAUCAUGACAAUCUCACACGUCAUGCAGCAGAAGCUCUUCUUCUUUCCAAUGGUACUGAUGGAAGCUAUCUCCUGAGAAAAAGCAAUGGCAAGACUACUCUUUUUUCUCUUUCUGUAAGAGCAAAAGAUUCUGUAAAGCAUUUUCACGUGGAAUACACAGGGAAUUCAUACAAGUUUGGCUUCAACGAAUUUUCAGAUUUGAAAGACCUGAUCAUGCAUUUUGCGAAUCAGCCUCUAAUAGGUAGUGAGACAGGGACUUUGAUUGUAUUGAAGCAUCCAUAUCCCAAGAAAGUAGAAGAGCCUUCCAUUUAUGAAUCUGUACGAGUCCACACCGCUAUGCAGACCGGAAGGACAGAAUUUGACCUCAUUCCCAGUGCUCCAUCGUUAGGGACUAAAGAAGGUUAUCUAACAAAGCAAGGCAAAAUAGUUAAGAACUGGAAAACUAGGUGGUUUACAUUGCAUAGGAAUGAGCUGAAAUACUACAAAGAUCAAACGUCCACAGAGCCAAUCAGAGCACUGGAUUUAACUGAAUGCUCAGCAGUACAGUUUGACUAUUCCCAAGAGAAAGUGAAUUGCUUUUGUUUAGUAUUUCCAAUGCGGACAUAUUAUCUGUUUGCAAAGACUGGAGUAGAAGCAGAUGAGUGGAUUAAAAUAUUGCAGUGGAAACUGUCCCAGAUAAGGAAAAAACGCCAGCCUGAUGCCACACUCAGGCCAUAGUAAUUUUGGUUUCAAAUCUAACUGCACGGCAAUCAACAUCGGUUCAUAUUCAUACUCCCUUCAGAUUCGUUAUUCAGCAUUAAGAAGUGCUGCACCAGAUCAGAUCAAAGGUUUUUAAACUCUGCAGUUGCCGACUUGCUGACAACCUAUUUCCAGGAAAUUCUUGAACACUCUCUUAAAGCAGAAGACGAUUACCUUGGAAGACGGAUAUUCACCUGUUCAACAUUUCAUUAUUCUGGAUACGCCCGGUGAUUACUGGCAUUCUGUAUUUGCCUUUGCUGCCAAGUUUUCACUAGUUCUUUGUAUGUAAGCAGUUUCAAUGAAAGUACUUAGUUUCAUAGCAUGAACCUGAACUUGUUGUGUACUCUCUCAUCAUGGCUAUCAUUCUGUAUGCUUCAAACCAUUUACACUGUGGUCUGUUAAGACACAUUACCUGCACACAGUUUUUUUUUAAUAGUUUUGAUUUCAUCUGUGGCUUUGACUGGUGUUAAGAAUCUUUUGUUAACCCUUCUAAAUCAUUUUCUCAGAACUACUGCAGUUUGAAUUCCCUGAUGAGCGAUCGUUAUAAUUUACUGCUAGUGGAACAAAUUUCUAUGGGCAAGAUAUUUUUUUAACACUGGGAGUUACAGGUAGCCCUUGAUUUACAGCUAUUCGUUUAGUGACUGUUCAAAGUUAAAAAAAGCACUGUAAAACAUGACUCAUGACUCGUUUUCACACGAUCGUUGCAGCAUCCCCAUGUCACGUGAUCAAAAUUUGGGCGCUUGACAACUGGCAUGUAAUUAUGAUAGCUGCAUUGUCCAAGGUCAUGUGAUCACCAUUUGUAACCUUCCCAGCUAGCUUCUGACAAGCGAAGUCAAUGGGGGAAGCCAGAUUCAUUUAACGACCACAUGAUGCACUUAAUAGCUGCAGUUAACAUGGCCCUCAUUCAUUAAUGGCUGUCACCAAUUGCUGCUGCUUUAAAUUUACUCCAAGGACUCAAAAUGCCACAAUGGCAUUUGUCAUUUUGUCAGUGCAGAUAGAUCAAUGUAGCUGUUGUCUAAGACAAAAAGAAACUCCAUUUGUCUCAAGACAUAUAUAGAUGGUAACAGCUACAUUGUUUAACUAUAUUUGCCCUAUAGUAGAAAUUGAUAUCUAUUGGAAUCUUUAUGCUGAAUGCACAUCUAAUAAAUGUAUUCUGAUCCUGGUUCAGCAAUACAUUUUCUGCAAAUAUUUAGCAUACUUAAGCAUAAAGUCAUGUGAGAACAUACCUCCUUUGCUAAAUCAUAAGAGACCUGCAGAAUCAAAGUCUGCAUAGCAUUUUAUUACCUCCAGUUGUCAGCUAAUGUCUUUCGAAUGAUGAAAUAAAUUUUUCUGUUAGUGUAUGCAUUUGACAUACUAUGAUGUUCUAUGCCAGAGUUCCCCAAUGUUUCCAGCUAUGUGGACCGGUGUGGGGGGGGGGAGAAGAGGGGAUGGUUCUGUGCAAACAGCUGGCAAGCAUGCGCAUGAAUGCAGCUUUAUUUGCAUGAAUGGCGUGUAUGCAUGCCUGCUGCUCAUGCAAAUAGGGCACGCACACACAUGCUCACCCACUGCUCGCACAAGUGAGGAUGUGUGUGUGCUCGCCAACUGUUUCCAGGGCCCAGAUGCAAUCCCCACAUGGUCCACUAGUGAGGACCCCUAAGUAUGCCACUAACUCAAACCUAUUCUAGAGGCCAGAGUACUUGGGUUUAAAGAAAAGCAGCGCAACAAGAAAUAUAAAACAACACAAUACAUAUGAGAGAACAAAUAGGCAUGCAUGUAGAAUUAGUAAUUAAUUCCCAUUAAUUACUAUUUAGAGUUAAUACCAUUUAAGAGUUCCAAAAUAUAAGCAACCAACUAUGGCUCUCAUAUUUGUUAACAUUUUCUUGUAUUUUUUUAAUCUUGUAAAACAUUUGUUUUCUCGUAUGUUUUAUUAUUUAAUAUUUUUAUGUAUUACCAAUAGGAAUAUUUCCAAUAUUUCCAACUAUUACACAGUUGUCAGAGUUUGUAAAAACAAGAGUGAAUGAAGGAUCAUACAAAUAUAUAUUGGGAAGAACUGUAUCAUAUUUUAUACUUUUAUUAUAAAAUUUCUAAUAAACCAGGAACAAAAAGAAAA